Molecule: messenger RNA, 2619 nt
Organism: Polyodon spathula (Mississippi paddlefish)
Lineage: Eukaryota; Metazoa; Chordata; Actinopteri; Acipenseriformes; Polyodontidae
Product: insulinoma-associated protein 2-like
Exons: 1
Coding region: 364-2031 (555 amino acids)
Biological process (GO): neuron differentiation; negative regulation of transcription by RNA polymerase II; regulation of cell cycle process
Cellular component (GO): transcription repressor complex; nucleus
Molecular function (GO): DNA-binding transcription repressor activity, RNA polymerase II-specific; RNA polymerase II cis-regulatory region sequence-specific DNA binding
Source: RefSeq, a predicted model, not a curated record
UCUUAAAAACUCCUCAACCCCAAAGUGUCACUUUAAUAAUGCAAAUUAAAAUAUCGGUCUCUAUUUAACAUUUACUUUUAAAAUCUCAAAUUACAUUGAUAGUACAUAGGCUCCUAACUCCUCCUCCCUGACGACUUUCUGAAUAAUGAUUGGACAGGGCUUUGUCACUAAUAGUGACUUCACAAAAAACAAAGGCACGACCAAAGAUAAAAACAGAUCGCGCUCUGUCUGACGCCACAAAACAGCUUCCACUCUGCACGCGCGGUUGAGUUUGAUAGUUUAAAAUAGUUUACUAUUCGUUCUAGUAAAGAGAUUUAAAAAAAUAAAUAAAUAAAAAAGACAGUGUGUCAAUAAAAGCAAGACAUGCCGAGAGGAUUUUUAGUCAAAAGGAAAAAGCGGGCUUCUGCUGCAUCGUACAGGAUGCGGACUGAGGACAGCGGACAGUUAAAUGCGAGUCACCUACCGCAGACUCAAGAAGUGCAGGUGAUCAAGUGCCCGAACAAAAUAUGGUCAGAAAUACCUUCACCAGGAAGUAUUCCAGAAUACAUGAAUAGUGUAUUAGUGGAAACAGGAUCACCAAAUCUCCCAGAAAGCGCCGAGAACACGGUGGAGAGUGGGGUCACCGCCGAGCUGUCCCAAAUUAAACUCUGCCUACCAGAGAAGGGUUCUCCUGGAAGAGUUGAUGCCGCUUACAAUCCGAUCAAGCCUGUUGGCACAGAACUGAAGAAGACAUUCUUUGAAAGGUGUUUGAGCUCACCCGUGUCAGCGGAGUCUUUUUCCAUAACCUCCUCUAUGUCUCCAAUGGAAAGACUACUAAUGCACCGCUCGCAUUUCACAGCGUCAGAGAUGAAAAUGGACACGCCGGUUCACUUGUAUUCCCCUCUCCAUCACGCUAUUAAACGCUCUUUCGCGAACUCUACAGACCGCAGGGGCAAACCAGUAGCCAAGAAACCAAAAGUAACGAGAAAACACAGUUUUGAAGACGAGGUUACCACCUCCCCAGUUCUUGGGAUAAAAAUAAAAAAAGGAGAUCCCGAAUCUAAACUGGUAUCCAGUUCGGGCAACAGGAAGCCUUUAGGUGAGUUUAUUUGUCAGCUCUGCAAAGAAGAAUACCCCGACCCAUUUUCUUUGGCACAGCACAAGUGCUCCCGCAUUGUUAGGGUAGAGUACCGAUGCCCCGAGUGUGAUAAAGUUUUCAGUUGCCCAGCCAACCUAGCAUCUCACCGUAGGUGGCACAAGCCACGCCCUGCAAACAACGGAGAGAACCAGGGCAGCAAAAAGCAGCACCAGCUUAUACAUCCUGAGACAGUCAACCCGUCAGUAGAGGGUAAAGAAAACGCCAGCAAUCUUUUAGUACACGAUCAGCACCACCCGUCCCUGGACAGCUCCCAGUGCUUAAUUCAGCACCACCAGACAACAGACAUCACUCACAAGCAAGAACAGCAGCAUGAAAGAUCUCAGGAAAUUUCCCCGUUUCUGAACCAGCAUUUUAUGUCAGCGGAGAGUUCUGUUCUCUUUGAUCAGCACCCAAAGUCCAUGGACAGCUCAAGGAUCAUGGGCUGCGCGGAGCCAACAGAUGCUGCAGUUCCGCCACGCUCACCGACCUCAGGGGUUAGAGAAGAGGAAUUCGAAUGCCCUUACUGUAAGAAGAAAUUUCGCAGACAGGCUUACCUUCGAAAACACCUGGCCGCCCAUGAAGCAGUCAGGUCGUCGACCAACAACCGUAUAGAAAGUGAGCACAUCACCUUUCCAUGUCACCUAUGCGGAGCCCAUUUCCCCUCAGCAGACAUUAGGGACAAGCACCGGCUGUGGCACUCUGUGAGAGAAGGGAUCUCAGUAAACCCAGCGAAAAACAGCAGCCAACUGGGGAGACCAGACAUCGUGCAAGGAGAACAGCAGAUCUUUUCCUGCAAGCAUUGUCCUUCCACCUUCUUCAGCUCUCCUGGACUGACAAGGCAUAUCAACAAGUGCCACCCGACUGAGAGUAGACAGGUGCUCUUACUACAGAUGGCUGUCGGGCCAGGCUGCUAACUGGAAAGUCUUCUUAAAUUAUGACCCAGUAAUUGUGUACAGAUUGCAUAGGGGGUAAAACCAGUUGCACAAUGCAGUUAACAUUUUAUUUAAAUUGACAGGGUUGUAUGCAACAAAAAAAUUCAUCAGGAUAUUCAAUUUAAGAUUUCUGACAGUGAUGGUUUUUAUAAAGAAAUCAAGCAAUACAGUUAACUUCAAACCCUAGCGACUGUCCAAGCUUUCCAAAAAUAUAUAAAGUUUUACGAAUAUGUAUCGUAGUUCCUAUGGGAAUUGAAUGUGUUUGUUAAGUAUAGUUGUAGUACAGUAUAUAUUUUUAAGAUGUUCUAUAAAGUUAUUUUCCUGCAGGAAAUAAUGAGUCUGAUUGUUUUGUAAAUGACCUAUGUAUGUAAUUUUGUUGAUCCAAAUAAGGCAGUCAUGUAUCACUUAGUCUCUAUGAAUUUAUUAACUACUAUACAAAAGAAACAUCUGUGAUGGUGUUAUGCUGCAUUCCGUGGUUUAUACCACAAGAGGUUAAAACAUGUUGUUUUUGAGGUUAUAGGAUUUAUUAAUUCGAAAAUUCCUGUGUUAAAGAAAUGUGUUUGAAGAAGA